GCAGCACAGUGCGCCAGGGAGCGAGAACAGAGGCGUGGGGCACACGGGGGAACGGACGCGACAGACCGGCAGCAGGACGGAUUGACAGCGGCGGUACUUCUCGCUCGUUCUUGGUUCGGAGAAACAAUAUUAAGACCUCGUAGAACUGAGGGGUCCUGUUCGUUUUGUCGUCCGUAAAAAGGGAACUCCUUCACGGCCAAAUUUGGGAGUACUGUAACCGGUGGUGGGGAGGAGGGGGAGAAAGAUGCUGUUCCAGCCCGACUCCAUGCACCGCGCAGUCCGCUUCCGACGCUGGUGAUGCCCGCCGUGCGUGGAUCACCGCCCAGCAGCACCAGCAGCAGCAGCAGCAGGAGCAGGAGGAGGAGGUCGGGACAACAGGGCGUCGGGGGCCGAUGAUGAUGAUGGUAAGGUCGGGAUCAUGGCAAACGGAACCGGUACUAUCAUGUUAAAAUGCGUCGUGGUUGGAGACGGUGCAGUGGGCAAAACGUGUCUUCUGAUGAGCUAUGCCAAUGACGCCUUUCCCGAGGAGUAUGUGCCCACAGUCUUUGAUCAUUAUGCAGUGAGUGUCAACGUCGGUGGAAAACAGUACUUGUUGGGACUGUAUGACACAGCUGGUCAGGAGGACUACGACCGCCUGAGACCGUUGUCCUACCCGAUGACCGAUGUCUUCCUCAUCUGCUUCUCCGUGGUUAACCCUGCCAGUUUCCAGAACGUGCGAGAAGAAUGGGUGCCCGAGCUGCAGGAGUAUGCACCCAGUGUGCCCUACCUGCUCAUUGGCACCCAGAUUGACCUUCGGGAUGACCCCAAGACCAUUGCCAAACUGAAUGAUAUGAAGGAGAAGCCCAUAGCUACUGAGCAAGGACAGAAACUGGCAAAGGAGAUUGGUGCAUGUUGCUAUGUGGAAUGUUCAGCAUUGACCCAGAAGGGUCUGAAGACAGUGUUCGAUGAGGCCAUCAUUGCCAUCCUGGCUCCCAAGAGAAAGAAGGGAGCUCUGAAGAGAAGACUGGGACCUCGCUGCAUCAACUGCUGUCUGAUCACGUGAUACAUAAAGACCCAGAGAUCAUUCUGCAACCAACCAUAAGCCAAACUUGGACUGAAGUCAAAAGACAGACGAAAAUAAAAUGCACAGACAGCAGAUUGAGACAAAAGAGAGAACUGAAAAGGGCAAAACAAGAGCUGCGUUUAAUCUACAGUGCUCUUGAAAU
Toxotes jaculatrix (banded archerfish) is the source of this 1205-nucleotide messenger RNA. RefSeq names its product rho-related GTP-binding protein RhoQ. The record is from RefSeq and is a predicted model, not a curated record. The transcript is spliced from 5 exons. Gene Ontology annotation, biological process: cortical actin cytoskeleton organization; small GTPase-mediated signal transduction. Gene Ontology annotation, molecular function: GTPase activity; GTP binding. NCBI's taxonomy places the organism in Eukaryota, Metazoa, Chordata, Actinopteri, Toxotidae. The coding region runs from base 419 to 1042 and encodes 207 amino acids.